AAGAAAUAUGCAAUCAGAGUUUCUUGAAUUGCGUCAACGGAUUAAGGAAUCGAUUAGGACGAAGAUGCAAAGCGGAGAUACUAUUAUUGCUCCAACCUCACAGACACAGUUACAUCAGAGCAAAAGUAAUCUUCCGUACGACUUUGGUUCCUUUUUUGGUCCUUCUCAGACUGUUAUUGCUUCAAGAGUCUUACAAGAAAGCAAGCCUCUUUUAGAAAACGAGACAUCAGCAGCUAAAAUGUUAAACUCUAUUCAAAACGUAUGUCUCAUCAGAUCCUUCUUUUUCACAUUUUUGACGUUGCAAAAGAAAAGUUCUGUUCUAAUGAAUGAUGCUUCAGGGACUAAGAAUGCGAAUGAGGUCAAACGAAAAGCUGAAAAACUUAAGGAUGGAAGAGACUACUCAUUCCUUUUCUCUGAUGAUGCUCAGCUUCCUGUUUCCAUCAAGGAACCACCUACUUCUAGACCAAGUUCCACAGAGAGCCAAAUGCAGCCAAGACCAGGUUCAUCAAAUAAUGUACAAGCUCACACGAGGGAGGAUUCGGCAAUUAACUCUCAAAAGCGGAAAUCAAUGAACAAGAAGGGCCAACCAAGUUCCAAAUUAGGCCAUCAGAGACCACUGUCCUCAACAAAGCCAUUGAGACAUGAUUCUAAACAACAAAGGGUAGAACAGAGAAAUGUUUCCUUGGAACUCACAAGGUCGCAACUGCCUCCUGCGAAACACCAGUUGAUUAGCAAACCACCAUUGAAGCGAGUGAAGAAAAAGCCUGUGAAAAUGUCAGAAGAUGAUUUGGCCUUGCAAAUGGUUAGAAAGAUGUGCAAGACUGAUCGUUUUGCAGGGCGUGACGAAGACUAUGAUGAUAGGUGCAUGGAAGCCAACUUUGAUGAUAUCAUGAGGGAAGAGAAACGGAGUGAGAGACUUGCGAAGAAAGAAGACGCGGAACAACUGCGGUUGGUAGAGGAAGAAGAAAGAGUGAGAAGGCAGAAGAAGCAGAAACUUAGCCAUUUGAAGAAUUGUGGUUUAGGGUUAAAGAAUCUACGCGUUUCUAAUUUCAAAGUUACUUUUCUUCUUUGAUUUCUGAUAUUGUUAAUAAUCAGGUAGAGUUUUACGCAAGGAAAGUUUUUUUUCUUUCUGUUUUCUUUAUCAGGCAAUGAUUGGCAUUUGUUUGAUUGUUCUUUGUUUGUUACACUUAGGUGAGACUUGACCAUUUAUUCUUUCCCUCUUCUUAGGGAUCAAAUUGAUGUCAACAAGAUUUCAAUCUGAAACAGGGUUUUGAAGUCUUCUUUUGGUUCAUUUUUGUUCAAAACUGAGGAUUAGGAUGAAGAGUGCUAUCAAAU
Arabidopsis thaliana (thale cress) is the source of this 1335-nucleotide messenger RNA. Its product is annotated as SPT2 chromatin protein. The record is from RefSeq and is marked reviewed. Lineage: Eukaryota; Viridiplantae; Streptophyta; Magnoliopsida; Brassicales; Brassicaceae. The coding region runs from base 8 to 1072 and encodes 354 amino acids. The transcript is spliced from 4 exons.